Molecule: messenger RNA, 3755 nt
Organism: Homalodisca vitripennis (glassy-winged sharpshooter)
Lineage: Eukaryota; Metazoa; Arthropoda; Insecta; Hemiptera; Cicadellidae
Exons: 12
Coding region: 621-2261 (546 amino acids)
Source: RefSeq, a predicted model, not a curated record
UUUAUGUAGGUGGUCAGAAUCGAGUCUGCUGAACCUGAACUCUGAAUCAUCUUAUCUAAGUUCCAUUAAAAUAUUGAAGGUGGUUUGGAUAGUUCCGAAGUUAAUUAUACAUUUGUCAUUUACGUGUUUUUAGCAUUACUUCGUAAACUUUUUGGAUUUUACGUUUUGAACUGUGAUUGUGGCAUCAUGAAGUGUCUGCGAGCUAGCUAAAUUAUUGUAAACAAAAAACAAUAAUUUUCUAUUGACAGAUUAGGUUAAGAACAUAGUCUUUGUGUUUCUUUCCAAGUAUAAAGUCGUUAACGCCAGUAUUCAUAUAAUAUUAAGUGUUAUUGGACGUAAUUUAUAAUGUAGAGUAGACAGUGUUGUAUUAAUAUCUUCUUUUCCUUACAGCAUAAUAUGGGGCGUGGUUUUAUUCUUGAACUAUUUGUUACUGUUCUAUUGACAGUUAACAUUGAAGAAAAUACUAAAAAUACACAUUUUAAGGCCUAAAGUUUGCUCUACUCUAUAUCAAAAGUAUUAACUUUGAUACAAACUGUUUUGCAAGGCCUAGUUAUUAAUGAUAGCAUUGUGAUUGUUUUUAUUCAUAUAUGUGAAUUCUUCAAGCCACCAAUGCAGUUAUUAUGAGGCACCAUCGCAGUAUCAUGAAAUGUUCUCAGUGGUUGCAGUUUUCGUUACUGUCUACUCUUUUUGUAACAACGUUUGGAGGAUGUUUAUUUCCAUUGGACUGGACAGGAAGAUGGUUCCAAUCUGGGAUUGGUCAUCUCACUGUCAACUCUACCUAUUUUGAAUCUAAAGGGGAAUGUGUACAGAGAGAUGGAGAUAAAUAUAUUGUCAAUGAAAGGGUGGAGAAGGAUCCCUGUAAACGUUGUAUUGCAGUCUACAAAAGACAUGAUAAUGUCAUUCAGUAUAAAGAAAGCAACUGUUUGACAUAUGAUUCACUGGAAGAGCUGUGUCAUGACAUCAUGGCAGACCAGUCCCUUCUAUCCAUGUUCCGAGCAGACGACGCCUCCACUAUACCUUGCCCAUUUAAGUCCCCUCCAUACAAGUUCUCGUACAAUCGAGGCUCAGGUGAUUGUUCAUUUCCAUCAUCUCGUAUUGACAGCUGCACGGAUGACUCUAAACUUCUCAUGUACUUUGCUGCCUGUCCAGAUGUCACUGGCACUGAAAGUGGAGUGGAGGAGUUAAACUGCCUAGCAACAUGGAAGGAAGGCAAUAGUAGAUAUCUGGUAGCAAAGAUAAAGAAAGACUUAAAUCUGUUGGAGGAAGACAGCUACCGGUGUUUCAUGUACAACAAAAAACCUGGCAGUGAGUUGAUGUACCAAGUGGCGCAGAGUGGGGAUGCUACAUGCAGUAGUGUCACCUCACCUACUGAAGGGAGCAAGACCAUGUUCCUUACUAGAGUGGAGAGUCGACACGAGAGAUGUCAAUUUCCUGGUUGGGUGGUAAGUCACCACCACUGGCACAGUCUGGACAACGGGCAUUCAUACCACUUCUCACACAAGAACGCUACUUUGCGUAUCACUAGGGAACACGGGCCAACUGAGAUGAGAUUGGUCUGCCAUCACAUAGUCGCCAACUCUACUACAGUUACACUAGUUGCACAUGCCACUGCUGGAUGCAAAAACGGGUACAUAUGUAUGGUAUUCCAUAAACGAGACAGUGCGGUAAUACAGGUGCAGCAGUCCAAUAAAAUGGUGCAGGAUCCCUCGGAGGCCUGUAUUCCUCCUUUUACUGAUCCAUACCAGAUGUCUAGUCCAGUAACACUUAUCACGGUGUCCCUGCCCGAGACCAGAUGUCCUCUUGCUGGUCAAUAUAUAGCCAGUAGUGGUCAGGCCACCUGGACCCUGCCUUCGGAUCCAGAUCCACUUUGCCACUCCAACACAACUGUUUCUAUCAGUUGCUUUGCUUCUCCAAAUGCUAUCACUUUUCAAACUUGUUCAUCUGAAUCCAGUGCAGUCUACAAUUGCCAUGGCACUUGGUCUGAUAACCGCACAACGUAUGUGAUUGCAUCUCCAGUCAGCCGAAAGUCCACAGAUGCCAAAAGAUACUGUUUCAUCCUCAAUCAGAGAAAUGGAUACAUGACUCUUCAUCGGUUAUCAGAUUCAUGCAAUCUCUCAGCGAACCGCAUCACUUCACCUUUAAACCUAACAUUACAAGGUUCCUGUUCAGAAAACAGUGCCUCCAAAGACUCCAGUGCAUUGAUGUUACCAUCCAUUCUAAGUUUGAACAUGGCUCUUGUACUUAUCAACAUUUUUCGGUGAUGAAGAUUGGCACCCUCAGCUCAAAUAUUACAUCUUAGCCUAGGGCAUUCCUAAUAUGACCAACAUAACUUUAAAGUUUUUCCUUUACAGUUUUUAUGUGUACUUUGGUGCUAGGUUUAUCAAGCUCUGUUGAUACCAACCUUAAUUUAGUUGAAGGACAAUUUUGUAUUUGUAGGUAUUGCUGUCUGAGUUGUAUAAGGUAUUGCUAUCUGAGUUGUAUAAGAUGAUUUAAUUUAGUUAACAUACUGUUGACUGAAACUAACAAACAGAGCUGUGAACUAAACGAUGAGCAGCAAAUAGAUAAUGGCCACUAGGUUAAAGGACUCAAUUCUUUAUAAAAAAACUUAAGAUUAUUGAGAUUUUAAAUUGUAAUUGUGUUAGUUAAUAGCAGGUUUUAAUUCAUAGUAAUGUUUUAUGAGAUCAACUGUAAAAUUUUUAUUUAGCUCAGAUUGUUUGAAUGUAAAAUGUCAGUUAAACUUAUUUUGACUGAUAUUUAUACGUCAUAGUGCUUACUAUCAAGACGAAUAUUUUUACAAAAUAGUAAUUUAAAUAAAAGACCGGUUAAUAACAAAUUUUGGUUGUGUAAAUUCAAUUGCUUUUAAAUGAGUUAUUUUCAGUUGAAUCAAAUAAUUGUAUUUUAAUUUUUGUUUGUGAAGAUUUAUAAACUAAUAUUAACUAAACAAUUGAAAUUAAUGGUGGUUCCACUGCUACAUCUUCUGAGUUGUAUUGAUCAGGAUUCAACAUUGAUUUGUAUCUCUUUAUGUAAUAUUUUUUACAUGUUUAGUGAAUUAUUAAACACAAAACUGGUUCCUUUCUGUUAACUAUAAUAGUUCCUAAACAACAGCUAUAACUUAACUAAAUAAAUUUUAGGUAUUAUAUUUAUCUGAAAUAGAUACGAUUUAGUGUGUUGUAAGUAUAAUACUUUAUCACUUAUCUGACUUAAACAUGUGGCCAUUACACAAGAUAACUGAAUAUGUCAGGACAAUAGCAAAAUAUAGUGAAAAGCAUUCUAAAGUCUUAAAGAGUUUGUUUUUAUUAUCAAUCAUAGUAUAGCAUACUUAUGUUGACUAUGGUCUUAAAAAAUUGUAAAAUACAUUACAGUAUAAAAGUCUUGUCAUAAUACUACUAUGUAAAAUAUGUGUACAGUAUGAAAAAAUUAAAUUUAUUUCAUUUACAGGUACAAACAACACAACACAAAAGAUCAAUAGUUAACUCUAAUUCAUUAUUGUGGGACAAAACACUCAACUUACUGACUAAUUACCAAAAUUAUGUAGGGGUAGGAGGGUUAGAACAAUGACCUUGGUACAAUCGAAAUAGUUAGCAAAACCAGGAGGAAAGUGGUAGAAUUGAGUACACUACUCUCCACCCUACAAUCACGCCAAGCAUUUCAUAUGGUACUGUAUUGUAUUAUGUUUAUUUUUAUGCACAUUUAUUGUUGUGUUUGGUACUAUAAUAUACACUGGUGCAGUAUUGUCCAAGGACAAUGUAGAUCAA